Molecule: messenger RNA, 480 nt
Organism: Amphimedon queenslandica
Lineage: Eukaryota; Metazoa; Porifera; Demospongiae; Haplosclerida; Niphatidae
Product: transmembrane protein 229B-like
Exons: 1
Coding region: 1-480 (159 amino acids)
Source: RefSeq, a predicted model, not a curated record
AUGCUUCCAUGGCCAAUGAGGUUGUAUUUCUGGGGAGUUCAUGGUGUCUUCAUUGAAGUGGUUUUCACUGGUCUGUGGGAACUGUUUGCAUCAACUAAUAAUGGUCUAACACUACACGGUUUCUCUUCUAUCUGGUCUUUCUUCAUAUACGGAUUUGGUACAUUCCUUUUAGCUGAAUCAGUCUAUCAAUAUGCUAAGAAGCAUCAUUAUCCACUUCCAGUUCGUAUUCUAUUCUACAUACUGCUGACUUAUGCAUGGGAGUUCUCGUGUGGUGUGAUACUUAGCAGGUUUGGUGCUAAUUCGUGGGAUUAUUCUGAAUUUAGAUUCAACGUGUAUGGAUUGAUCACACUUGAGUAUGCUCCCUUCUGGGGUAUCGCUGGGCUCGUGUUUGAAUAUAUUAUGAGUUGUAUGGAGGCAGUUGAAGGACUACCUCACUGGAGGGUAGCAAUAAAUAAGGAAAGAAGACAAUCAAAACACUGA